UCAUCACUGUGCGACGGCAGGAACACCCCAAAGUCUGACAGGACAUCUUUUCUUUACUGCUGCAAAGAUGUCUGGGAGCUUUUACUUCGUCAUGGUCGGUCAUCACGACAACCCCGUGUUUGAGAUGGAGUUUCUGCCGCCUGGGAAAGCAGAGUCCAAGGACGACCACCGCCACCUGAACCAGUUCAUCGCCCACGCUGCUCUGGACCUGGUGGAUGAGAACAUGUGGCAGUCCAACAACAUGUACCUGAAGACAGUGGACAAGUUCAACGAGUGGUUCGUCUCUGCCUUCGUCACGGCUGGACAUAUGAGACUCAUCAUGCUUCAUGACAUGCGACAAGAAGAUGGAAUAAAGAACUUCUUCAAUGACGUUUAUGAUUUAUACAUAAAGUUUGCAAUGAAUCCCUUUUAUGAAGUCAACGCUCCGAUACGAUCCACAGCAUUUGAAAGAAAAGUCCAGUUUCUGGGCAAGAAACACCUGAUGAGCUGAUCAGCCAACCUUCAGAAUGAGACCUCCUUUGUAAAUACUCCUUUUGAGAGGAAUGCCUCUGAUAUGAAAUAUGAGGAACCCUAUGAUUCUGCUUUUCCACUCUUCUAAUAACUGUCAAUAUAUGUAACGAAUACAAGAGAUCUACACCAAUGUCUUUGUAAGUUGUGACAAUUUCUUUCUUGAAUAAAUGUAUAAAAGUAAAAAGUA
Gadus chalcogrammus (walleye pollock) is the source of this 697-nucleotide messenger RNA. It is a transcript of the gene trappc2, whose product is annotated as trafficking protein particle complex subunit 2. Gene Ontology annotation, cellular component: cytoplasm; nucleus; TRAPP complex. The transcript is spliced from 5 exons. The coding region runs from base 68 to 490 and encodes 140 amino acids. NCBI's taxonomy places the organism in Eukaryota, Metazoa, Chordata, Actinopteri, Gadiformes, Gadidae. Gene Ontology annotation, biological process: endoplasmic reticulum to Golgi vesicle-mediated transport. The record is from RefSeq and is a predicted model, not a curated record.